AUGGUUCUUUAUAAAAUGAAAGACUGUUUGAGAAGUUUUUAUUACGAAGUAUACUCGGGCGCAACGAACUGUACGAAACUGUACAAUUAUACAUCGAGCGACAUGAAUACCAGAAAAAACGCUUUCACAUCAGGAAAAGAGUGCUUCUUGAGUUUUACGAAUCUUUGGUGUUCGCCAGAAUCUAACAAAUAUCUGAAACAGUCCUACGACAAGCUGGUCAACUACUUGACAAUUGACAAUGAUGGACCGGACCAGUGUAAUUCAUUGUAUGAUGAAUUGAACAGUUAUCAAUGUAUCGGAUAUCAAUAUGCGGUUUCGUUUUUAGAGCGCGAACUUGAAAAGGCGAAACUUAUGAAAAAGCCAUAUGAGAAAAAUGAGACGGAACCGAUGUUAGAAGAAACCAGAAAAUGCUACCGAAAGUAUUGCAAGUACACCUAUGAACAGUAUGAAUACCUGAACAAACUCUCCGAAGACAUUGUGAACUACAAUUCCGACUAUCCAUUGGCACCGAAGACACUAUCAGAGUUUGAUCGAUGUAUUGAAUAUAUCCUUCAAAAUAUAGACGCAGACAAGUAUAAAUGUAUUCGUAAAACUCCGCAAAAAAGUGGAACUGUCGAUGAAAAUGCUCCUACCGUAAAACUGACCGGAUUCUUGAGAGAUAAGGAAUGUAUGAAACUGGUGAUGACACAAGAAUGUUGGAUGAGUCUUACAAUAUUUGAGGAAGGCUGGGAAGCGACUCGACACCAAAUGAAGACACUAUGGAAAGAAUUGAUUGAUGAGUUCAUAUUUUUCAUGUUCAACUUCCAAAUGUUACUACUUCUUUCUUUAUUACUCUUCUACAAUUACCAACCACUCGAAGCUAAGCAAGAAUACCGACGUCUUCUAACCGCCAGAUUUCCAACUCGAUCCUUAGAUUGUCCAGCUCUAGAAUCCAUAAUUUCCAUUGCUACAUGCUCCGAAUAUGUGUUUGAAUUGUCCAAAUACACUGAUCAAUCCUUUUUGACAACUGUAUCCCUGGAAUAUGCGAGAAAUGUGACAAGGAUGUGCAAUGAGAUGAAUAAGGACCCAGAAGCUAAAAAGACUGCAUGGACAUCUGGAAAAGCUUGCGCACAAACUUUUUUGAACUCAAAUUGCUCUGAAAAGCCCCGAGCUUACUUUAAAAACCAUUACGACAAGCUGGUGGAAUUGCUAACUGUGGAUAGCGAUACAGAAUUCUACUGUGGCUCUUUUCACGAUGAGUUGAUUGCAAUGCUAUGUGAAAGAAAGACUUAUGAAUUUAAACUGGCUCAUGAGGAAUGGGUAAUUGCACAGAGGGAAGGAUACGCGUAUACCAGAAACGAUAGUGAAAUUACCCCAAUGUAUCGGGAUGUCUUUAACUGUAUGAAUGAAUUCUGCUACUUCUCUGAUCAACAAAUUCGAAAACUAACCAGAGAAUACGAGGAAAUGAUGAAAACUAUAAAUUGGCGAGAUGAAUCUUCAGCAGCAGUUCCUAGAAAUCAAACACAAUUCGAAAAAUGCCUAGUCAUGAUUGUUCAAAACGUCAACAUUUCGAAAUACUCUUGUGUUGAAGAGAUUCCAAAAAGUGAGGAAUGGACAAAAGGAGCCGGUAUCAUAAAUGCUCCAAAAACCAAUUUGGCCAAUUUUUUGAAUGACAAGGAAUGUAUGAAAUCGGUGAUGAAGAAGGAGUGUGGAUGGCUGACUUAUGAGACAUUUGAUGCGGAUUUUGAGAAGCUUCAAAAGGAGAUGAAUUCAGCGGGAGAAAAUUUAUCUCAGAAAGAACUUUCAGUUUGGGAUAUAGAUGCAAUGUUCGGUUCAGCUCCUUAA
Molecule: messenger RNA, 1824 nt
Organism: Caenorhabditis briggsae
Lineage: Eukaryota; Metazoa; Nematoda; Chromadorea; Rhabditida; Rhabditidae
Exons: 6
Coding region: 1-1824 (607 amino acids)
Source: RefSeq, a predicted model, not a curated record